CCGGGAGAUAUUUUAAGCACAACACCAACGUAAGCUUAAGUUUAAACCAUUGCUUGUACCUCGGGUACCGUUGAAUACAUAAUCGUCAUGAAGAUACCUUGGUUGUUUGUUGCAGCCUUAAUAACGGUGGUGUGUGUUUCAUAUACACUUGGCAUAGAUCAGACCACGGAAUCGUCACCAACACAACACAGAUUACUGCCUAGCUGCAAAUGGGGUUUGUGCGGAAAAGAAGAAUAUUGCUGUGGAGAUCAACAAUGCUGCAAAUAUCAUUGUUCCAGAUUCGCGUGUUUAGACAAAGUUGAAUAUUGUUGUAACGAAGAAGAAUGUUGUACGCACAACUGUGACGACAUCGAGUGUCGCGAUGACCAGUAUUGCUGUGAACGUAAUGUCUGUUGUAACUUUUCAGAGAUUUAUCAUAAUUGGUGGUUCUGGUUCAGUAUUCUAUUCAUAGCCGCAAUAGUAUUGGGUUCUAUAGUAGGAAUGGCGUGUGCUGGGCGAAGAAGAACUGCCUCGGUCGUAGACAAAGUAAGAAGCUCGCCAGCAAGGCGAUACAGAGAACUCGAAGAAUGGUAAUAAACAAAACAGUUGCAGAUAUCGCGUUGGAAACGUUCGUUUCAUGUAUCUUAUGAUUUCCAAUUAAUAAUUUCCAUUAAAUAAUAAACACUAUUGUGUAAAAUCAAACUACCAUUUAAUAAUAAACAAUAUGUUCAUGU
This is a messenger RNA of Saccoglossus kowalevskii, 713 nucleotides long. RefSeq lists its product as uncharacterized. NCBI's taxonomy places the organism in Eukaryota, Metazoa, Hemichordata, Enteropneusta, Harrimaniidae. The record is from RefSeq and is a predicted model, not a curated record.